AUGGCAGGGAAGACCACUAGUCAAGUCCCUGCAGAGGGACUCGCCUCGCUCGAGUUAACGCAUGGUAUGCAGGUUCUCCCAUCACACUCCAAGCCAUGGUGGAAAACACCUCAUCUGCUAUCUCUAAACUGUCUCAUCGGCUUUCUUUUGCUCUACUCCAGCACAGUCGGCUACGAUAUCUCCCUCAUGAACGGCCUCCAAUCCCUCGACCAAUGGCAAGUCUUCAUGAACCACCCAACAGGUGCCUGGCUAGGUUUCAUCAACGCCCUGCAAUCACUGGGCAGUAUGGUCUUUCAACCCGUCGGCGCCUGGUCCGCCAACCGGCUCGGGCGUAGGCGCACUAUCCUCAUCGGUUACUUCUGGCUAGCUCUCGGCGUGGGGCUGCAAGUCGGUGCCCCGGACCCGAAGAUGUUCAUUGCCUCGCGUAUGUUCAUCGGCAUUGCAGGCGCCUGGUUUCAAGCUGCAGUCAUCCUUGUGACGGAGAUCGCGUACCCUUCGCAUCGAUCGUUGGUUACUUCCGUCUAUAUGUGUCUGUACUAUGCCGGAUCAUUGCUGUCGGCGUGGAUUGCCUUCGGAACUCGAAACAUCGAGGGCAGCUGGGCCUGGCGUAUCCCAUCACUCAUGCAGAUUGCACUGCCGCUGCUCGCUUUGCCAGGGACAUUGUUGAUUCCAGAGUCGCCUCGUUGGCUAAUUGGACAGAAGCGCAACGAGGAGGCCCGCAAGAUCCUGACUCGCUUCCAUGCUGGUGGUGAUGAGAACUCUCAGCUCGUUGUGUUUGAAAUGGAUGAGAUCACCCAGUCUCUUACUUUCGAACGGAGUAUACAAAAUGAGUCGCGCUGGAUCGACUGCGUAAAAACGAGCGGUAACCGCUACCGGUUCUUUUUGAGCGUGUCACUCGGUAUUUUCGCGCAAUGGAACGGCUGCGGUGUUGUCUCCUACUACCUUACCAUGAUCCUAGAUACCAUCGGCAUUACCUCAGUCACCGAACAAACCCUUAUAAACGGCUUCCUACAACUCUGGAACCUGAUAAUGAGUUGCGUGGGUGCCUCUCUGGUUGAUAGAGCCGGCCGAAGAGCUCUAUUCCUCGCAUCAACUAUCAUCAUGCUGACCAGCUAUAUUAUGAUCACGGCACUAUCCGGGAGCUUUACCACAGCCGGUACCGCGGCACUCGGUACUGCUGUUGUCCCAUUCCUUUUUAUCUACUAUGCCGGGUAUGAUUUGGCAUUCACGCCGCUGGUAGUCGCCUAUCCAGCUGAGAUAUGGACGUUCUCGCUGCGCGCCAAGGGUGUGGCAAUCUCUUCCAUGGCAAAUUAUGGUGCGCUAUUGUUUAAUCAGUUUAUCAACCCCAUUGCCUUUGAGACUAUUGCCUGGAAGUAUUAUUUUGUUUUUUUGAUCAUGCUGUUGAUUAUUCUGGGAACUAUUUAUCAGUGGUAUCCCGAGACGCAUGGAUACUCGCUUGAAGAGAUUGCAGUUAUUUUCGAUGGGGAGUCGGCGCGGGUUACAGAUGUUGUUGGUUCCAAGGCUGAGCUGGAAGAGGAACAACUGGGGAAUAUAGAGCAUGCCGAGAAGGUGUUAGGAUAG
Penicillium argentinense is the source of this 1581-nucleotide messenger RNA. RefSeq lists its product as uncharacterized. Gene Ontology annotation, cellular component: membrane. NCBI's taxonomy places the organism in Eukaryota, Fungi, Ascomycota, Eurotiomycetes, Eurotiales, Aspergillaceae. Gene Ontology annotation, biological process: carbohydrate transport; transmembrane transport. Gene Ontology annotation, molecular function: carbohydrate:proton symporter activity. The record is from RefSeq and is a predicted model, not a curated record. The transcript is spliced from 3 exons. The coding region runs from base 1 to 1581 and encodes 526 amino acids.